AUGUCAAAUUUAGAAAGUCUUGCUUUGUAUUUAAUGGUAAGCAAUCAUUUUAUGGACGAAAGAUUUAUUGAUGGAAAUGAUUUGAAAGAAAAUAUUAUUAAUCAUUUACCACGAUUAAAAAAAUUUGCAUUUAAUAUUCAUUCAAGAACAUUUUUUUUAAAUGAAAUUUAUUUACCUUCAAAUGCAGAUAUUAGAAAUACAUUCAUAAAUUUCAAAGAUAAUCAAAUUGUUUGUUCUGUCGAUUAUUCUCGACGGGAAAAAGUUGGUCAAUGUCAUAUUUAUUCUCUGCCAUAUACAAUAUUAUUUUAUAAUAAUAUAACCAAUAAUUUUCCAGGUGGACUAUUUAAAAGUGUUCGUCAAAUAUCAUUAUGUGAUGAACAUCCUUUCGAACAUGAAUUUUUUAUUCAAAUUGCUGAAGCAUUUCCAUAUCUUAAGAAACUACGUUUAACGAAUACACAAUCACAACAACACAAACAUUCUCAAUCUUCAAAAGAUACGAAGAAAAAAGAAUAUCCGAUUAUUAAAUAUUCUCAUCUUACUGAAUUAGAUCUUUUCCUUGUUCACAAUGAUUAUAUUGAACAAUUUCUUGAUCUUACUAAAACAUAUUUAUCAAAAAAUUUAAAACUUUCUGUCGAAUAUAAGUCUCUACGAUUAGUAACAGACAAUUUCACAAGAGAAACAACACGAAUGAAUUGUUCUAAAAUAAAUAAUAUACAAUUUUAUGAUAGAAUCUCUACAAUCCCCGAACAUUUUCAAAUGUAUUUUCCUCGUAUGAAAUAUCGAUCAUUGUUAUCUUAUUUUGAUAUAAACUAUUCAAGUAGAUGA
Molecule: messenger RNA, 825 nt
Organism: Rotaria sordida
Lineage: Eukaryota; Metazoa; Rotifera; Eurotatoria; Philodinida; Philodinidae
Source: the annotation of a GenBank genome assembly